This is a messenger RNA of Cucumis sativus (cucumber), 1684 nucleotides long. RefSeq names its product flavin-containing monooxygenase FMO GS-OX-like 3. Bases 207 to 1571 code for a protein of 454 amino acids. The record is from RefSeq and is a predicted model, not a curated record. Lineage: Eukaryota; Viridiplantae; Streptophyta; Magnoliopsida; Cucurbitales; Cucurbitaceae. Gene Ontology annotation, molecular function: NADP binding; N,N-dimethylaniline monooxygenase activity; flavin adenine dinucleotide binding. The transcript has 7 exons.
AGGGAGGAAUUGAGUAAAAACAACAACCCACAAGAACAACGUUAUAAUAUAAUACCACAACAUGCGCGUGGAACACCAUUUUUAAAUUAAAAUCUUUAUCAUACUGAUUCCUGUAAACAACAAAUCCAUGUUACCACUCCAUUUUAGUCAUCGCUACUUGCCACCCUGACUUUCCUCCCCCUCCGGCCUCACCUCAACCCACGACGAUGCAACACUCCCGCCGCGUGGCAGUGAUCGGCGCCGGUGGCGCAGGCCUCAUCUCCGCCCGCCAACUUUCCCGGGAGGGCCACCAAGUCGUGGUCUUCGAACGGAAUAAUCAGAUCGGAGGGGUCUGGGUAUAUUCGCCCGAAAUUGAAUCCGACCCACUUGGAGUUCACCCUAAGCGGACUCGAAUACAUAGCAGCCUCUACAAAUCUCUACGAACCAAUAUCCCCAGAGAAGUCAUGGGGGUCCGUGAUUUCCCCUUUGUUCCUCGAGAAGGGGAGGAUCGAGAUCCCAGGCGAUUUCCAAGUCAUACAGAGGUUUUAAAGUAUUUGGAAGAUUUCGCUAAUGAAUUUGGGAUUUGUAAGUUGGUGAGAUUUAGAACUGAGGUGGUGUUUGCUGGUUUGGAGAAGCUUGGCAAAUGGAGGGUUGAAUUCAGAUGUGAGAAUGGGGAUGUUCAUUAUGACAUUUUUGAUGCUGUAGUUGUUUGUGUUGGCAAUUUUUCGCAGCCUCGAGUAGCAGAGAUUCCAGGGAUUGAUGGAUGGCCUGGGGAACAAGUUCAUAGUCACAAUUAUCGUGAUCCCGAACCAUUUCGCGGUAAGGUUGUUGUGUUGAUAGGUUAUUCUUCGAGUGGUACGGACAUUUCUCAGGAGCUCAUUGGGGUUGCCAAAGAAAUUCAUAUUGCUUGCAGGCCAGCUAAAACAGAGUCUUCGGACGAAAAAUCAAUUAUUAGUAACGUCUCAUUUCAUCCAAUGAUCGAAAGUGUCCAUAAAGAUGGAACGGUGGUCUUUCAAGACGGGUCCGUCGUUUCGGCUGAUGUUAUUCUGCAUUGUACUGGGUACAAAUAUCAUUUCCCGUUUCUUGAAACCAAUGGCACUGUUACGGUGGACGACAACCGUGUAGGACCUCUUUUCAAGCAUGUCUUCCCCCCAGCAUUGGCCCCAGGGCUUUCCUUCGUUGGGUUACCAUUUAAGGUUGUUCCUUUUGUCAUAUUUGAGCUUCAAAGCAAUUGGAUUGCUGGUGUUUUAUCAAACAGGAUUGCACUUCCAUCGAAAGAGGAAAUGUUGGCAGAUGUUAAAGCUUUUUAUGAAGAACUCGAAGCUCGUGGCAAGCCCAAGCAUCGGACCCAUAAAUUGGGUGGUUAUACGCCUGCCUACUGUAACUGGCUUGCAGCAACUUGUGGUUGUCCUCCCUAUGAAGAAUGGAGAAAGGAAAUGUUUGUUGCUACUGAUAUUAAUAAAGUGGCCAAUCUUGAGUCAUACCGUGAUGAUUGGCAUGACGAUGAGUUGAUUCAUCAAGCUUAUGAAGAAUUUGGCAAGUAUACUACUACAAAUGAAGGAAGUCAAAACCACUCGAAUUUGAAUGUUUAAUAAGUUUGGUUCUAUAUAUUUGUACAUUGCACAAUCAUGUGUCUUGAUUAUAAAUGUUGGAUCUUGAUUUAUAAAUAAAAAUGAAAAUAAUAUUAGACCAGAUUAUGACACAA